Messenger RNA from Bradysia coprophila, 1803 nucleotides. Its product is annotated as esterase B1-like. The record is from RefSeq and is a predicted model, not a curated record. NCBI's taxonomy places the organism in Eukaryota, Metazoa, Arthropoda, Insecta, Diptera, Sciaridae.
UAUCAACGAUGAUUGUUUGUUCAGUUGUUCCGAGCUUGUAGCCCAAAAUAUUCAUAAAAUUUUUUUUUUUCGACCGAUUAUGUCUCCCAUUGCUGUAACUAAAUAUGGAAAGGUCCGAGGAGUGGAAACGACUUCAGCCUUAGAUACGGAGUACAUCAGUUUCUACGGCAUUCCAUAUGGAGCCGCUCCAGUUGGCGAACUGAGGUUCAAAGAUCCAAUACCCCCUGCCGUUUGGACGGAAGUGUAUGAUGCAACCCAACAGAAGCCUAGUUGUUUUGCAAUGGAUUCGCAUUUGAAGAAAGUCGUUGGCACCGAAGAUUGUUUGAAUCUGAACAUUUACACUAAGAACUUGCAACCGGAAAAGCUGUAUCCGGUAAUGUUUUACAUCUUUGGUGGUGGAUUCAAUACCGGAUCGAAUUCAACUGCAUUGUACGGACCCGACUUUCUACUCAUGUCCGACGUUGUUGUCGUUGUGUGUGACUAUCGAUUGGGACCUCUCGGGUUUAUGUCGUUUAAAGAUAAGUCACUGAAUGUGCCCGGCAAUGCAGGUCUUAAGGAUCAACUAUUGGCUUUGAAAUUCGUUAGAGAAAAUAUCCGAAAUUUCGGUGGCGAUCCUGAUAAUGUCACACUGUUUGGUCAUAGCUCUGGUGCCAUGUCCGUUAAUACUCAUUGUAUUUCUGAUCAAUCGAAAGGUCUCUUUAACAGAGCAAUUAUUCUGAGCGGCAGCGUCUUUGUAUCCCACAGUACAAAGUAUCAAUCGAUUAAUUGGCCCUUGCGACUAGCUAAACGUCUAGGCUAUACUGGUAGCGACGAAGACCGAGACAUUUUGAAAUUUCUUCAAUCCGCCGAUCCUGUUCGUAUGGCCGAAGAACAAACGAAAAUAAUUUUGCCGGAAGAAAGUAAACACGUCCUUCUUACAUUUGCUCCACACGUCGAACCGUAUCAAACCGACAACACAUUUGUAUCGGCAAACCCUCUAGAGCUGUCUAGGAAAGCAUGGGGAAACGACAUUGACAUUCUGAUAGGACACACAUCGGAUGAGGGACUUGUUUAUCUAGGCUCGAUCGCUAAAGACCCAACCAUUUUAAGUGACUUGAAUUUGGACUCUGCGAUUCCAAACGAAUUAAAUUUGGUGAACGGAGAGAAACGAGCAGAGUUUGUUCAGAGGAUACGUGAAACGUAUUACGCAACGACUGAGCCAACUAAAGAUGAAAUGGGUUAUUGUCAGUGGAAAAGUGACAUUUUCUUUAAGCAUCCUAUUACGCGACUCAUUCAAUCCCGCCAGAAUUCGAAUGGAAAAGGCAAAACUUUCUUCUUUCGUUUUGCUGUCGACUCGCCGACAAUGAACAGUUUCCGUCUGGCAAGAAAUCGACCAAACGUUCGUGGUGUGCUGCAUGCUGAUGAGCUAAGCUAUUACUUCAAGCACAACUAUGGACCGAUGCCCGAUCGAGAGUCAAUGGAAUUUACUGCAGUGAAACGUUUUGUGUCCUUGAUGACAUCAUUUGCAACGACCGGCAACCCGAACGAUAAUGUUUUGAACGCGGAUCUACAAAAUGUUGCAUGGCAUCCUGUUGAUACGAGAAAUCAUCCGUUUAAGUUAUUGAACAUUGAUGAAAAUUUGGAAUUCAAAGCGCAGCCGGAAGCUGAACGGAUGAUGUUUUGGAAUCAGUUGUACAUUGAAACGGAUACUCCACUCUACUGACGAAAUUCGUCAGCUUUUCUUAACAACUUGAUGAGUUGAAUGUAACUGUACUAACUAUACAAAUCAUAUAAUCAGAUUAAAUAUAUCAAGCAAAUCCCCUA